GCACAAGCACAGGCACAAACACAAACACAAACACAAGUCAGUUAGUAGUUGUUCAAUUAUUACCGGAAAUAGCCGGUGGUCGUCCGGUUCCCUUCGAAACCCUAUGCACUCAAGGCUCAGCCCACUCUGAUCCACUCAACUCAACUCAACUCAACUCAACCAUUGUUGUGUGGAGUGUGUGUGUGUGAGAGAGUGAGAGUGUGUGUAUCUAUCUCAAUUCUCAAUUGAAUUGAAUGAGCACCACAGGCCCCAAUCCUUCUCUCAAUCAAUUCAACGUAUCUCUUGCUUAAGUCUCUAUCUGCUAUACUUUUGCAGCUCAGACUAACAUCAUCAUAGCAUCUCAUUUCAUCACUCCAUCUCUUUCAAUUUCUCUCUCCUAUUUCUAUUAUUCUCUUCCUCUUUAAUAUACCCAUCUUCUUCUUCUUCUUCUUCUUCACCUUCUUUCUCUCUUUCUUUCUUUCAGUACUUUCUCUUGGGUCUUUCUUUCUCUCUGUAAAUCUAUGGCGGAGGGUUUUGAACCCUACCAUGUCCCACAACAAAGCAGAAGAGAUAAACUCAGAGUCAUAGCUCAGAACCAUCACCAAGGUGGUGUUGUGGAGCACUCCACCGCCAACCUCCAAGGCUUACUCCCUCUCUACGAUCCCUCUCUUCUUUCCUCCGAUUUGCUAACGUGCACCACUACCAACACCAACACCCACGAGUUUCACCAUCACCACCACCAUAACCAGAACCCCCAACUCACUGAACCUGGUUGCAAAGGCAGCGCUGUCAAGGAAGAAAGUGUCAAUCUGAUGGGGUUUGUAGGUGGAAUUAUGAACGGUGCUUCUUCUUCUUCCUCGGCUUACUUGGAUCCCAACCACUCUAUGCCUCUAAAUCCAAACUCUAUCCAAGACAUGAACAGUAACUCUUUUCUUUUUUCCCCUCAAAAUCUUCAAAACAUGCGAGAUUUCGAUCAGAGCUAUAAUAAUGGAAGUGAAGUGGUGGUGUUCAAGCCAGAACCACUCUCUCUAUCUCUCUCCUCUCACCACCAACCUACUCACCACCAAACCAAUCUUCCGCUCGAGCUUAAUCUUCAACGAUACGGGUCUAGUAGUGGAGCUGGGUAUGUGAUUCCAGGCAUUGUUAAUGGCAGUGCCUCGGCCUCAAACGAAGUGUCGCGUAGCUCCGUCCCUCUUGGGCCGUUUACUGGGUACGCUUCAAUUCUCAAAGGAUCGAGAUUUUUGAAGCCUGCACAGCUGUUGCUCGAGGAAUUCUGUGAGGUCGCGGGUCCUGGAAUUUACGCUGAGAAAGUAACAGCUGAUUCAGCUCUCAUGGAUUCUCCCAUGGAGAGUUUGAGUGCAAGUGGAAUUUUAGACGAUCGAGAUCCACUCAGUUGUGAAGAUGGGGCCGAGAUUCGGAGUAAGAAAUCAAGGCUCAUUUCGAUGCUCAACGAGGUUUACAGGAGGUACAGACAAUACUAUCAACAGAUGCAGACGGUAGUAACAUCAUUUGAGUGUGUUGCCGGGCUUGGAAAUGCAGCCCCUUAUGCCAAUUUGGCUAUAAAAGCCAUGUCUAAGCAUUUCAGGUGCUUGAAGAAUGCGAUUACUGACCAGCUUCAGUUCAACUACAAGGCCCAUGCAACCCUUGGGAAUGAUGAAGCUCCAAGGCUUGGAAGCGCUGACAGAGGCCUAUAUUGCCAGAGACCAGUUCACAGUUCAGGAUUUCUUGAGCACCAACCUGUUUGGCGACCCCAAAGGGGGCUUCCUGAACGCGCUGUGACUGUUCUCAGAGCAUGGUUGUUUGAACACUUUUUGCAUCCUUAUCCUACUGAUACGGACAAGCUAAUGUUGGCGAAACAAACUGGUCUAUCGCGAAGCCAGGUUUCGAAUUGGUUUAUAAAUGCAAGAGUAAGGCUUUGGAAGCCCAUGGUGGAAGAAAUACACACGCUGGAAACACGACAAGCCCAAAAAGCUUCGCAAAGGGAUGAACGAAGUGCCAACAGAUCAAGUGAUCAGCUAACCUCAGCAAACUCACUUGUAUCUGACAACCCAUCCACCUCUACCCAGAGGGCUCAAGACACCCCAUCAAAACGCACUAGAAAUGAACUUCCUGAUAUACCUGUGGGGAAUGAGGAACCGCGGAACUUAUCGUACAACAACUUCUUAAGUCAUCCUCAUCAUAUGGGUGUUGGUGUGAGCGUGGCAGGUGGAAAUAGCGGUGUGUCUUUAACAUUGGGUCUUCAUCAGAAUAAUGGGAUAGGUAUGUCAGAGCCCUUUCCCAUAAAUGCAGUUCAACGAUUCGGUCUCGGCCUUGAGACAAAUGGUGAGGGUUAUGUUAUAGGGGGUUUUGAAUCACAUAAUCGGCAUUUUGAGAGGGAUGUCAUGGGAGGGCAACUUUUGCAUGAUUUUGUGGGUUGAAUUGAAGAUGUUCAGUUUAACUGGGUAGCUGGGAAUUAUUUAAUUUAAUAUUAUACUGACAAUUUCUCAGUUAGAAUGUGCCUUUUAUCAACUCCCAGAAUCCAAGCUGACAAGAUUAGCCAAAUGGGUUUGCCUUUUAUGUUGUAAGAGGUAUGUUACGUCAUUGCGUUGUACACAAUCUCUCUUAAAAACCCACGACUUAAAUUAUUGGUGAAAAAUUCUUGUGUAAAUCUAUAUGAUAAGAAUUGAUAUCAAGGCAUUAGGUCAAUCAAGUCUGGGUUAGACUA
This is a messenger RNA of Quercus robur (English oak), 2683 nucleotides long. RefSeq names its product BEL1-like homeodomain protein 9. Bases 501 to 2396 code for a protein of 631 amino acids. Gene Ontology annotation, biological process: regulation of transcription by RNA polymerase II. Lineage: Eukaryota; Viridiplantae; Streptophyta; Magnoliopsida; Fagales; Fagaceae. The record is from RefSeq and is a predicted model, not a curated record. The transcript is spliced from 4 exons. Gene Ontology annotation, molecular function: RNA polymerase II cis-regulatory region sequence-specific DNA binding; DNA-binding transcription factor activity, RNA polymerase II-specific.